Molecule: messenger RNA, 930 nt
Organism: Cetraspora pellucida
Lineage: Eukaryota; Fungi; Glomeromycota; Glomeromycetes; Diversisporales; Gigasporaceae
Source: the annotation of a GenBank genome assembly
AUGCCAUAUAAUGGCAUUUAUGAAGAAACUUGCGAUGAACUAUAUGGUGAACCUUAUGAUGAAUUUUAUGAUGAACCUUACGACGAACCUCACGAUGAACCUCAUAACGAACCUCAUGAUGAACUUUUUAAUAACAAUGCUUCUCAGGAGCCAGCAAAUAUGACCGGUUCAGAUGAAUUUGUGAAUAAUGAAUCAUUAACUUCGAUUGAAACUAACGCAACUAAUAAGAAUUUCGAAGAAGAACAUGAACGACUUCGAAAAAAACUGCAAGAAGUUCCUGGGCACAUAUCAAUCACGACAGACAUUUGGACAACCUAUAAUAAUGACAAAUCAUUCAUAUCAGUUACCAUACAUUACCUAGAUGCAUCAUGGUCGAUAAAACAUCUUUUACUCGAUUUUAUUCACAUGGAUGGGCAACAUACAGGUGCUGAAAUAGCUAGUUCCAUGGAAAACUGUCUUCAAUCAAUGAGAAUUAUUUCUAAAAUAAUGGUGAUUACACAUGAUAAUGUGACUUUUAAUGAUAGAUUUUUACAAGACUUUUCUGACUUUAUUUCAUCAGCUAGUAUUCAAUUUGAUGAUAAACAACAAUCGGUACGAUGCUUCACUCAUAUCCUAAAUCUUGCAGUACAAAGUAUUUUUAAUGAUAUAGGAAAGGAAUUAGAAAUGUUACAUGCAUUAAUCGAAGGUAUUAGAGGAUCAAAGAUACAUCACGCUAUCUCUCGUACCGAUCUGGAUUUAUGGCAAUAUGUACUUUCUGAGGAAGAUUGGGAAAAAAUUGAACUUCUUGUUUCAAUUUUAGCACCAUUUAAAGAAGCAAUGGUUGAGAUGUCAAAACAAGAAUAUCCAACUUUGUCAAUGAUUAUCCAUCUCUAUUAUUUGUUAGUUGAAACAUUUAAUGAGGCUACGAAUAAGGAAAACAUUCUACAAUAG